This is a messenger RNA of Pomacea canaliculata, 3483 nucleotides long. RefSeq names its product serine/threonine-protein phosphatase 6 regulatory ankyrin repeat subunit C-like. The transcript has 3 exons. Bases 155 to 3430 code for a protein of 1091 amino acids. Gene Ontology annotation, biological process: protein localization to ciliary inversin compartment. The record is from RefSeq and is a predicted model, not a curated record. Gene Ontology annotation, molecular function: protein binding. Gene Ontology annotation, cellular component: ciliary inversin compartment. NCBI's taxonomy places the organism in Eukaryota, Metazoa, Mollusca, Gastropoda, Architaenioglossa, Ampullariidae.
CUUGCUUUUAUUUUCAGCAAACAAGGAAGUGGAAAUUCCACUUUGGUCCAGAUAUAUACGUGUCUGUAACAAACACCCGGUCUGGUUGCGAGGUCCCCACUAGCUGGCGGCACAUUACAGACUCCUAUAGGUAUUUCAAUACCAGUGACAUGACAUGAUGCAGAACUCUUCACAGAGCAUCACGGUUCUGCUCAGCUCAGCUGCUGAAGAUGGCGACUGGGAUCUGGUCAAGGAUGUCAUUAGUCAUGGCGAUGUCACUGCCACUGAGGUCACACAGUCCUUCCUCUUACAGAAACUGGCGUCUGCUACUGGGAUUAGUCAGCACCUUGUCAAAAACAUUCUCAAAAAUAUUUUUUCAAACCGAUCUACUAGUGACACUCUUAAAUAUGUCGCAGAAGAAGCUGUUGUUAGAGCGGCUCACUGUGACAAGUGGGACAUCCUGAUUUCUUUUCUCUCGUUGGGUGACAUUUUACUCGAAGAUGACACAAACCUGCUCUUAGUUACAGAACUGAUGGCAUCGAGCGAAUAUCUCAGGAAAAGCUAUUACCUGCAAACAGAUGUUUUCAUUUGUGUUUGGAAACACGCAAAGCAGAAGAUUCUGGACAGCACUGACAAGAGAGUACAGAACACUUUAGUGCAGUUGGCAGCGGAACUCAACAUGUGGUCACGUGUCUGUGACCUCCUCGCCGCCAAGCCGGACCUGAACCUUCUUGACAGGGAUGGUCUGUCAGUCCUACACAGACUUGUCAUGUGUCCUGACAACAGGUUCGACUCUCUUCUGCCGGUUCUUUUGGAGAAGGGUGCCGACGUCAGCAUUAAGAAUUCGGAGGGAGACACAGCCCUGCACCUGGCUGCUAGUUGCCAGAACAUUGGAAGCGUAGGGAAGUCGUUACAUUUAGGGGACUGCAAUGGUGGGGAGCAAAGUACGGAUUUUUGGUCAAAGAUUAUGGAGGAAUAUCAUUUAAAGUGUUCUGAAUCGAAACAACAAGCAUUAAAGACACUUGUGGAAUCCUGUGAAGACCUCGAUAAACGUGAUAGUCUUGGAAACACGGCCAUGAUUUUGGCUGCGAAGAACAAAAACUGGGAGUUUGUGAAACUGUUGAUCGAACAUGGCGCCAGCACAGAUCUCGUGGAUGAUAACUGGCGAUCUGUUCUGCAUGUACUUGCUCUCACUGGCGGCCAGAUGGAUCCCCUACUGGUUACCAAGAUUGUCGAGCAAUGUAAGAGUCAGAUAAACGACACAGACUUGAACGGUAGUUCACCUCUUCACCUGGCUGUCUGUUCUCAGAGCUGGACUGUAUUCAAAGUGCUGCUCGAUCUUGGAGGAGAAACUGGGAGGCGAGACGGAUCAGGAUACACGGUCUUGCACACAUUGGCUGGCACUGGGAGGGACCAGGUACAACAUGUCACUUCCUUAUUUACCCUCCUGACUAAGCAAGGUGUUGAUCUCAACAUUCCGUGUCCAGCAGGUAACACCGUCUUGCACAUUGCUGCAAUGCAAAGGAACUGGACAUUAGUCAAACAUCUAAUGCAUUCUGGUGUCGACGCAGAGCGCUGCAAUGCAGAAGGCUUCAGUGUUAUUCACCUCCUUGUAUUUUCUUAUCUUCAUUCCCAGGAGAGUUACGAAGAAGCAUCACUUGAUAGAGAUUUAAAUACAUUUCUCUCUUCUCUUGCUCUCUCUCUUCAUAAAAGAAAUGCUACUUUUAACUGGGCCGUGGUCAACUUCUUGAUACAGCACGGAGCCCACAACCAGGAGCUAGAUGAAGAACGUAUUCAUGUCCUUCAGAGGCUCAUUCAAUCUCCAAAAGAGACACAAGUAACAGUGUCUAUUUUUAGUCUUUUAAUGAAAGAAGCAGAAAGAAAUAUGCGGUUUUCAUGCAGAGACUAUACUGCAAUGCUGCAGCUUUCCGCCAAGCACGAGAAAUGGAGCUUCGUUGAUUACAUUCUGACACGCCAUGGUGGAGACGUGGACGAGCUAGACAGCGAGGGUUUCAGCGUUCUUCACAGAAUGGCUAUCAGCAGAGGAAAAACAUUUAAAGAAGGACAUUUUUAUGAAGUAAAGUCAUUUUUAAGGUAUUCCUUGUAUCUUAACACUAACUAUCAAGUCACUUUCCUCAUCCUUGAGGCAGCUGCUGAAAGAAAUGUCGACGUCGUGGAGGCACUGCUCGACUAUUUUGAAGAAGUCAACAGAACGGAUUGUCAAGGGUUCACAGUUCUUCACAGAGUGGCCCAGUGCUGUGUUUCAAAAUCAGUGACAAUUGUUCACCGUCUUGUCGAGAAGGGAGCCGAUGUAGACCAACAGUGUCCAUACGGAAACACAGCCGUGCAUCUCGCUGCGAAAAGCAACAACUGGUUGAUUGUCCAGCAUCUGUUGAUGUGUGGAAGUAGCACUAAGAAUCUUGACAGUGAAGGUAUGCUAGUUUUACACAGACUGAUAAGUCAGCCAUGCCUACGAUGUCAUAUAUGCCACAUAGGCCCUCCUGCUAAAAGGCCAGUCUGCUUGCUGAGUGCAAUAUUAGCCAACGGUGCAUCCAUUGGGCAGAAAGAUUGCAAUAAUAACAGCCCAUUGCAACUUGCUAUCAAGUAUGAACAUUGGGAUAUGGCGCUAGAGCUGAUGUCGAGAGGAGCUAUCUUGAAUGAGCCGGAUCCUGAAGGCUGCACCAUCUUGCACAUUCUUGCCAAGCGAGAUAACUUGAUUCGGGGCGAGAUGGCUUUAGAAAGAAACUGUGUAGCCUGCUGCUUAGAGAGUGAUCAAGACAGACCAUUUCACUUUCUGUUUUCUGCACUUGCUAAACAAAACAUUAAUCAUCUUGAUAUCUGCAACACAAUCGUAGAUCACUCAAAUAUCAUAGACAGUUUAGAUCCCUAUGGUAACACAGCAUUGAUUUUGUCAGCAAAGAACAACAACUUGGACAUCACAGAGCAAUUAUUGACGAAAGGAGCAAAACCUGGCUUAGUAAAUUAUAAUGGACUGUCUACUCUUCAUGCUCUUGCUAUUGCUAAACAUACGACAUCUGGUGACCUGCAAAACAAAAUAGUAAGACGGUUGAUCUCCCUUGGUGUUGACGUCAAUGCACGAGACUCAGAAGGCCACACGCCGGUACAACUGGCUGCGAUGCAUGGGAACAUGGACAUGGUUGAGGUGCUCUUGGAGUUUCCAGUGAUUGUCAACGAGACUGACAGUGAGGGCUUCACCUUGUUGUCGAGAGUCGCCCAGACCUUGUCUCCCAAAUGUAAGGACAUCACCAAGCGCCUGGUGAGUAAAGGGGCUGAUGUCAACAUGACAUGUCCUGAUGGCAAGUCACCGCUAUUGCUGUCGGUGAUAGCUAGAAACUGGCCCAGUGACAUUACAGUUGUGGGAUUCAACAUCGAGAAACAAUAUAGAUGUUGUACUGCAAGAGCACUACCUCAUUCUCCAUCGCCUGAUUGAAGACGUAAACCUGGAUAAGUGGACUUCAAAAGAGUUGGCUGUGAAAGCAAUAA